AUGAGUCUCACGGGAGAGUUAAAUUACUUCCUAUGUCUUCAAAUCAUACAACUUAAUGAAGGUACAUUUGUUUGUCAAAUUGAGUAUUGCAAGGACUUGCUAAAGAGAUUUGGCAUGGUUGAUGCAAAGUCGAUUGACACUCCGAUGGCUACAAAUGGUAACUUGGAAAGGAACGAAAACGGUAAGGAUGUGGAAGUGAAGAAAUAUCGAGGUAUGAUCGGUUAUCUUCUAUAUCUCACUGCAUCUAGGCCAGAUAUUAUGUUUAGUGUUUGUAUGUGUUCCCGAUAUCAAUCGGCUCCUAAGGAAUCCCAUCUCAAUGUCGUCAAACUCAUUUUUAGGUAUAUCCAUGGUACUUCGAAUUAUGGGAUUUGGUUUUCCAAAGGGAGUGAUUGUAGCUUAGUUGGUUACACAGAUUCCGAUUUUUCCGGUUUCAAAUCAUAUAGGAAAAGUAUUAGUGGGACUUGUCACAUAUUUUUAAAUUCCUUAGUCGGUUGGCAUAGCAAGAAACAAGUUUCAGUUUCUUUGUCUACUGCCGAGGCGGAAUACAUAGCGGCUCGUAGUUUUUAUGCUCAAAUUUUAUGGCUUAAACAAUAA
Lathyrus oleraceus (garden pea) is the source of this 594-nucleotide messenger RNA. Its product is annotated as secreted RxLR effector protein 161-like. The coding region runs from base 1 to 594 and encodes 197 amino acids. The transcript has a single exon. Lineage: Eukaryota; Viridiplantae; Streptophyta; Magnoliopsida; Fabales; Fabaceae. The record is from RefSeq and is a predicted model, not a curated record.